Bipolaris sorokiniana ND90Pr is the source of this 1553-nucleotide messenger RNA. RefSeq lists its product as uncharacterized. The coding region runs from base 144 to 1226 and encodes 360 amino acids. Lineage: Eukaryota; Fungi; Ascomycota; Dothideomycetes; Pleosporales; Pleosporaceae. The record is from RefSeq and is a predicted model, not a curated record. The transcript has a single exon.
GCCAUAACACUCACUUUUUCUGCUGCUCGCAGCUAUAGUCGCUCAUUUGUCCCGCUUUCCCCUUUUCCCUAUUCCCCACUUCACUUCCUCGGUGUAUUGUUAUAACCUUUUUUAUCUUUGCACAAAAUUGUGGGUCACAUACAAUGAACGCCUCUGCAACAGUACGGGCAUCAUACAUCCGCCAGGCGCGAGUGAGCAUCAUCGGCCAUCCAGUCAUAGCACUACGACCACGGUCUGCUCAUGAAGACAAACUAAAAGAUUUCGUUCAUGUUGAUCAUGUUGAGCAUCGUCAAAAGUGUGAAUCGGAGCGAGUUGCUGCACCCGCUGUCUUUGAUUUGGAGAAGGAUGCGGAUAUGAAAGAGAUAUACAUCGAGGACAAGUUCGUCGACUCGACCGACAACCUCUCCGUUAUGGAAUGGGAAGAGUCCAGCUCGACCAGAGUGCGACUAAAGAAAAUGGUUACUGUCUUCCCCUACCGCGACCCCAUCUACCUUGUCGCCAUCAUCCUCCUCCUUGGCUCUAUCGACCUCGUAAUCAAUGCCUUCUUUGACCUGCUACCCCGUCUCUAUCCUUCCUCUUCCUUUGCCGAAUCAGAGCAGGAUAUUGUCGCGGUGCCCCUCACAAUUCUCAUCGGCUCAAUCCUUUUCUUCAUCGCCGGUGUCUUCGACACUUUUGGCGCCCUCAAUGCCGACAGUGGCCAAAUCGGAGCCACUAAGACCAAACCCAACAAAGUCAUGUACCGACCUGCUCUUGUUGGCACGCCACAGUUCUGUUGGAUCCCUUCCCGGGCCAAGCUGUUGGACCUCACAGUUAACAGCCUAGCGUUCCAAGCAGGUCUUAUCGUCCUCUUUGGCGGCGUCAUCUUCAUGUUCGGUGGCAUUGUGGAUUUCCCCGGUGUGGUGGAUGAAGAAAGUCCAUACUUCUCCUCCAUUGUUUUUGGACCUCAGGUCGUCCAUGGAAUGUUGUUUUUCGUGGGCAAUGCCAUGCUGGCGUUUUCAGAGCAGGAGCGUUGGUACAAACCCAAGAUCACAGACCCGGACUGGAUAAGCGCUUUUUUGAACACAAUCGGAGGUUUCGCGUUCAUGAUGGCGGGCAUCUUUUUGUUUCAGAAGGAGGCAUCUGUGGAAGAGGGUGAGAUCCGGGCUGCGAUUGCAGCCAUGGUCGGAAGUUGGGCGUUUUUGGUCGGAAGCGUCAUUCGCUGGUAUGUUGUUUUGGAGGUUUGGUAAUCGCUUUUUCUUCGUUGUAUUCUGGCUGCGUUUUUUUCUUUUGUGCAAGGUGUUGUUGGCCUUUUCUUUUUCGGGCAGGGUUCGGCUGGACUUAGGCGGACCUCGAGGUUGCUAGGGUGAUGAUUUCUUUUCACACGGCGUACGAGAAUGUAUUCAUUAUUGCGGGGACAUGAUACCAAAAAGUUUUGUUUUGUAAAGAGAUACACUUUUUCAGAAGUGGAGUGCAUGUAACCGCGUCGAAAAUGGAUGCGCAAGACCAAGGUUUGAGGUUGUUGCUUGAUCGAAGACCUUGGGUGGUAUCUGUUCCGAAGUAGGCCUCUUCCAGUG